Molecule: messenger RNA, 2436 nt
Organism: Fusarium venenatum
Lineage: Eukaryota; Fungi; Ascomycota; Sordariomycetes; Hypocreales; Nectriaceae
Product: sulfate transporter family-domain-containing protein
Biological process (GO): transmembrane transport
Cellular component (GO): plasma membrane
Molecular function (GO): secondary active sulfate transmembrane transporter activity
Source: RefSeq, a predicted model, not a curated record
AUGACAGGCCAAAAUGGUCUAGGUCAUUGCUUCGCCAAGCUCCUAGGCAUCAAACUCGAGGGUCAAAAGCGAGACCAAUACGCCCAAAUGAGUGAUCAUUCAGUUCUCUCAUCACAGAAUGGCGGUUUCUUUUAUGAGUCCGAGCCCACGUCAGCGGAAUGGGUCAAAGAACAAAUCCCAUCAAAAGAGGAUCUCAUCACAUACGGAGUUUCAUUAUUCCCCUUCUCGAAUUGGAUAAGCCACUACAAUCUGCAAUGGUUUGCAGGUGACCUGGUUGCUGGUAUUACUAUCGGUGCAGUCGUGGUUCCACAAGGAAUGGCUUAUGCCAUGCUCGCCAACCUGGAACCUCAGUUUGGUCUCUACUCGUCUUUCAUAGGGGCUUUGAUCUACUGGAUAUUCGGAACAUCCAAGGACAUCUCGAUUGGUCCCGUUGCCGUCCUUUCCACCGUCGUGGGCAACGUUGUUCAUGACAUUCAGAACUCUGGGCAAGAAAUGCCAGCUCAUGUAAUUGCUUCGGCCUUGUCUAUUUCUGCUGGAUUUGUAGUUCUUCUUAUUGGGCUUCUCAGGUGCGGGUGGAUCGUGGAUCUCAUCUCCAUUACCUCGCUCUCGGCCUUCAUGACUGGUUCUGCUAUCACAAUUUGCGUUGGCCAACUACCGGCACUACUUGGUCUGUCAGGCUUCUCGACUCGGGACUCACCAUACAAAGUCUUCAGAAAUACUAUCGAGCAUCUGGGAGAGGCAAACUAUGAUGCCAUCGUCGGGUUGUCUGCUCUGACCAUUCUGUACCUCUUUCGCCAGGGUUUCACCGUCGCUGCGGAGCGAUAUCCUAAGCACAAGAGAUUCCUGUUCUUCACUAACACGAUGCGAACAGUGUUCGUAAUAAUAAUGUACACAACUAUCAGCUGGGCUCUAAAUAAGCACAGGCGAGAUGAUCCCCUCUUCAAAAUUCUAGGAGCUGUGCCAAAAGGCUUUCAGAACAUCGGAGUGCCCAAAAUAACAUCAGAUCUUAUCUCAGGUUUCAGUCCUUACUUACCAGCAACCGUCAUUGUCUUACUCGUCGAGCACAUCGCCAUUUCCAAGUCAUUCGGACGAGUCAACAACUACACAAUUGACCCUUCGCAGGAAAUGGUUGCUAUUGGAAUGGCCAAUCUCAUCGGGCCCUUUCUUGGAGCAUUCCCAUCUACGGGAUCUUUCAGUCGCACGGCUAUUCAGUCGAAAGCUGGCGUGAGAACGCCAGCUGCUGGUAUAAUUACUGGACUUGUCGUCCUCCUUGCAACAUACUUAUUAACGGCCGUCUUCUUUUACAUACCGAGUGCUGCUCUUGCAGCUGUUAUAAUCCACGCUGUUGGAGACCUUAUCACGCCCCCAAACACGAUUUAUCAAUUCUGGAGAGUCUCACCGAUUGAAGUCUUUAUCUUCUUCACCGGAGUAGUCGUCAGCAUCUUUGCGCACAUCGAGGCUGGACUGUAUGCCACAGUUCUGUUCUCAGGUGCUGUAUUCCUGUAUCGAAUUCUCAAGGCCCACGGUCGAUUCAUGGGCAAAGUCAAAGUUCACUCGGUUAUCGGGGAUCAUGUUAUUGGAGACCAUCAUCGCAAAGUUGUCGGAAAAUUUGAGACGACAGAGAAUUUGGACAUAUCAGCACGAAACGUGUUUCUUCCACUCGACCAUGACGAUGGCUCGAACCCUGAAGUCGAAGUCGGCCACCCGUAUCCUGGAAUAUUUAUCUACAGAUUCUCUGAAGGCUUCAAUUACCCAAAUGCCAAUUCUUCACUGGACUAUCUUGCCGAUUUCAUCCAGUCCAAUACUCAGCGCAGCAGUCCCGAAGCGUUUGAACGACCGGGAGAUAGGCCAUGGAACAAUCCAGGACCUAGAAAAUCGGCAAAACGACCUGUGCAUGUUGACGCGGACUCGGUCCUUCCGAUGUUGAAAGCAGUGGUCAUGGAUUUCAGUUCUGUAAAUAACGUCGAUAUCACCUCGAUACAACGACUGAUUGAUAUACGGAACCAACUUGAUUCAUACGCCUCUCCAAAUGGAGUCGACUGGCAUUUUGCCUGCAUAAACAACCGUUGGACCAAGCGGGCUCUUAUAGCAGCAGGUUUUGGAGUGCCUUGCAGGCCUGGUGAAGAUGGAUUACAACGGAGAUGGAAGUCUAUCUUUAGCGUGGCAGAGAUUGGGGAUAGAGACUCAGCGCUAGCUGAAGAGACGAACUCUCACGGCAUUGCACCCCGAGAUUCCGAUAUCAUAGAAGAAGAACCUCUGGUAGGGGGAGUGCCUUCUGUACGAUUUUAUGGAUCCAUAUCACCCGGCGAGUUGGAGAAGCAGAGGCGGAGAGGUGCUGUUGUUCACGGCCAGAACAAGCCUCUAUUCCAUGUGGACUUGACGAGUGCUUUACAGAGCGCCAUCGCCAAUGUUGAAGAGAGACCAGUCCAGGAAUAA